This is a messenger RNA of Protopterus annectens (West African lungfish), 1242 nucleotides long. RefSeq names its product deleted in malignant brain tumors 1 protein-like. The transcript has 6 exons. The record is from RefSeq and is a predicted model, not a curated record. Gene Ontology annotation, cellular component: membrane. NCBI's taxonomy places the organism in Eukaryota, Metazoa, Chordata, Ceratodontiformes, Protopteridae. Bases 1 to 1242 code for a protein of 413 amino acids.
AUGACAGUAGAGGCAUUAAAAAUACCUUCACAGUCUAGUGAAAUGAGAAAGUCAAAAUGUGGAGAUGGUGAAAAUCUAAAACUGGUGAAUGGAGGCAGUCCCUGUGCUGGCAGAGUGGAGGUUUAUCAUGCUGGAGAAUGGGGAACAGUAUGUGAUGAUGAGUGGGACAUACGGGAUGCUGCAGUGGUCUGUAAACAGCUGGGAUGUGGUUCUGCUGUUGCUGCCCAUGGAACUGCUCAUUUUGGACAAGGGUCUGGAACCAUUUGGCUAGAUGAUGUUGAAUGUAAUGGAACAGAGGCAGCAUUGUGGAAAUGUUCUUCAAGCACAUGGGGAAAGUCUAACUGCAGACACAACAAGGAUGCUGGAGUAAUCUGUUCAGAUGGUGAAAAUCUAAAACUGGUGAAUGGAGGCAGUCCCUGCGCUGGCAGAGUGGAGGUUUAUCAUGCUGGAGAAUGGGGAACAGUAUGUGAUGAUGAGUGGGACAUACGGGAUGCUGCAGUGGUCUGUAAACAGCUGGGAUGUGGUUCUGCUGUCGCUGCCCAUGGAACUGCUCGUUUUGGACAAGGAUCUGGAACCAUUUGGCUAGAUGAAGUUAGCUGUAGUGGAACAGAGGAAGCAUUGUGGAAAUGUUCUUCAACCACAUGGGGACAGUCUGACUGUGGACACAGGGAGGAUGCUGGCGUAAUCUGUUCAGGUGGAGAUGGUGAAAAUCUAAAACUGGUGAAUGGAGGCAGUCCCUGUGCUGGCAGAGUGGAGGUUUAUCAUGCUGGAGAAUGGGGAACAGUAUGUGAUGAGGAGUGGGACAUACAGGAUGCUGCAGUGGUCUGUAAACAGCUGGGAUGUGGUUCUGCUGUUGCUGCCCAUGGAACUGCUCAUUUUGGACAAGGGUCUGGAACCAUCUGGCUACAUAAAGUUAGCUGCAGUGGAACAGAGGAAGCAUUGUGGAAAUGUUCUUCAAGCACAUGGGGACAGUCUGACUGUGGACACUGGGAGGAUGCUGGCGUAAUCUGUUCAGACCAAAUUCUGGAUGGUCAUGGUGCAGCCAUUUUACCUCUGAUGGGGAAGGAAGAUUCGAUGUGCUUGGCAGACCUCAAGGAUGCCUACCAUUAUAUAAAGAAAGGUGCACCAGAAGGAGAUUUCAAGUUCUUAACAAUCUUGUUAUUAAAGGCAGCACUGGAUUUCAAUGAAAAGCCCUGUGAGAAUCCUUGCAUUAACAUCAUUGCUGUCUUAUGGUCAGAAUAG